AUGUGGGAUCUUGCUCUUGCCCAAGCAGAAUUUGCUUACAACAGUGCUAUCCAUAGCUCCACCAAGAUGUCACCGUUUGCAAUUGUCUCCCGGAAGGUACCUGCCCAUACUCUUGAUCUUCUUUCCCUUCCAGCAGGUGUAGAAAAGAGCAUCGCAGCCAAUAAUUUGGCUACCGAACAUGUGGAGGAGUAUGGCGGAGGACAGAAGAAGCUUGAUUUGCAAAAGAUUGGCCCAUUUCAGAUAUUCAAGAAGAUUAAUGAUAAUGCCUAUGUACUUGACCUGCACGAAGACAUGAAGAUUUUCAGGACUUUUAAUGUUGCUGAUUUGUUUCCUUUCUAUUCUGAUGAUGAUCACUUGAGGUCGAGUCCUUUUGAAGGAGGGAUUGAUGCGAAGCAACUAGCACUUAAAUAUAUGGAAGACUUUGAUCGUUGCAAAUCCAAGAAGAAGGGGCAUGGCAGUGCCAUUUCCAGCACGCCCGUGCCAGCCUCUGAGAGUCUAGGACGCGAGGCACGCUCAAGCAUGAGGAACACAGGCACACCCGUGCUACAGCCAGACCCACCCGUGCUAGCCUCUAGAAGUCUAAGCACGCCCGUGCUAAUGAGUCCUUGA
Molecule: messenger RNA, 609 nt
Organism: Jatropha curcas
Lineage: Eukaryota; Viridiplantae; Streptophyta; Magnoliopsida; Malpighiales; Euphorbiaceae
Source: RefSeq, a predicted model, not a curated record